Toxotes jaculatrix (banded archerfish) is the source of this 2834-nucleotide messenger RNA. RefSeq lists its product as uncharacterized. Bases 358 to 1845 code for a protein of 495 amino acids. The record is from RefSeq and is a predicted model, not a curated record. Lineage: Eukaryota; Metazoa; Chordata; Actinopteri; Toxotidae. The transcript is spliced from 9 exons.
AAAACUAAUAGUUUAAUUUGUUCGAAAAAAUCAUACGGGCCUUAUUGCGGUAAUUACUUUCCUGAACAUUUGCACGUCCGUUUUACGUUGACACUUUUUGCACCGAGAGAGAAAUGUGACUUCCGCAUCCGUUCAUUUUGAUUUCGCGGGUCAGCACGGGAGAGCUCGCAAAAUUGUUAUUUUUAUGGAAAUGCAUCAGUCGAUGAUAUAUUCCUCAUCCUCUGGGACGACUUGGCAUUUUCUGUAAAUUUAUGCAAAUUUUAAUUCGGUGUUUAAACCGAUAGUUUUAGCAGAUGGUUGAUCGUUUCCUACGGUUUGGCACGGUAGAUCAAUAAAGCCAAUGUAAAGACAUUAAGCAUGUCACUGCUGUCAGUGGUUGAGCAAGAUAUCAAGGCAUGCAAAGCCGAACAGGCCAAGAUUAAUGACAGCAUUCAACUCUACAGAGAAAUAUUACAGACCUUAACAUCACAACCCAAGACGGGCUGUGAGGAGUCCGAAUGUGCAGAUGCUACUGCUACAGAGGCAAAUACCUCACCAGAGGAGAAGGAGGAUAUAGAAAUGCUUGAGCGAGCACUGGAGAAAGCCCUUCGGGUCCGCACUGGCUCAGGAGCUUCUAAAAAGGACCCAGACAGAAACAAGCAAUCUGGGCCUCGAAAGGAACCGGGCACUUCAGUUGUCACAUCAAAAGAUAUAACACAGCCAUUUGCACCGUCUAAAGGAAGUCAGACCAACAUCAGGCCGACCUCUAAAUCUGCCAAUCUUGACAGAAAAGAGCACAAAAAACCUGCAUCAUCAGUAUCCUCCACACUAGGGUCAAGACUCUCAGCUGGUAACAAUAGUGGACAGUCCAAAACCACAAAUUAUAGAAACAUAAUCCAGAACCAUCCUGUCUCAUCAGCUGGGGUUGUGCAUCACCAGGGAGCUGGGAAAUUGCAGCAGGCUGGUUCAGCGUCUGGCUCUCAUGAUCACAUCUCAGCCUUGCACUGUAAAAAAAAGACUGUUAAAAGCAGCGUGCUGAAUGGUGAUGUCUUGGGCAAAGCUGCAGUUAUCUCCACACCUUCAAAUAACACAGUGCCUUGUUCACGCACAGUUGAAUCUGGAGCUCAGAGUUUGCUUCAACACAACGGGAUACCUUCUGAGCAGACAACAAAAUGGAAAUCUUUAAGGAGCAAGCAAAACAGGUUGUGGGACAAAGUUAUUGCCCUACAAAGGAAACCUGUGCCUGGGAGGAGUCACUUCAUGGAGAGGAUGAGAGCUACGUUCCCCAAGGAUUGGCCGCGUGGCAGCCCAGAUCAGACCAGGGCUCUGGUUGACAUGCUGGCUCAUCAAGGACAUGACCUCUCCCAGCACUGCCAGAUAAAGGAGUUUCAGGCGAAACAGACUCCAGAAGCGGCCACAGAGAUGGGUGGUAAGAAAAACAAGUAUGAUGCCUACCUGACAUUUGAAAGGUCGCAGAAGGCAGCAGCAGAGCUCCAGUACUUUGCAGAUCGAGUGAAACAAGAGUGGGAAGCUUGGGAUCGAUGGAGACCAGAGGGAGGUUGUCUUUGCCCCAUUGGGGCAAAUUGUGUGUUGGAGGAUGGGAUGAUUGCACCCCUACCCCUGACUAUUACCUACACAACAGAGGCAGAGCUUCAAGAGCUGGAGAAGCUGAGGAUGCAGGUGGCACUGCUGCAACAAGAGAUUAACCUCGAGCAGGCUCUGUUGGACACUCUGUCCCCUCACCUCUCAUCUAUGGCACCUGGGCCUGGAUGUCCCAACCCCAGUGUGCUGAGAGACAUGUACUCCCUGCUGGGUGAAGGAGGACAGCGUUUUCCUGCCACAGUCCUGGACUCUGAGCCCGACUGACCACAGAACAUACAGUAUUACACUGAGUUACCAGUGGGUGAAGUGCUCUGUCUGGCCCCAUUUAUAUAUGUAGGAGAAAUAAAGUGUCUGACUGUUUGACCAGAAAGAAAACAAGAUUGUGACUGUCAUCUUUUGGUAAUGUGGUUUCUGACUGUGAGGUGCUGUACUUCCACUUUUGUCACUUUCCUAUGAAAAUCGUCUCAAUAUCUCUCAAAACAUUAACUUUUUAUGAGCUUAAAAAAAAAGCCCUGUUUUCAGUAUAACAAUGCAAUUUUCAGAUAAUCUAGUGGAUUUUUAAACGGUAUAUUUUGCUUUAGAGGCAAGAUAAUGUUUUCAACCCAUAAAGGAACACUUAACUCUUUGAUUUAUCUGAAAUAUUCAAAACAACCUAAUUUGGAGAGACAUGGUUUUCAAUGGAAAGCAAAGAUUUAUAAAUGUUGAUGUACGUCUGUAUAAUAUCACAUUUGCUUCAUGAUAUCAGCAUGUGCUGAAUUGAUUUUAUAGUCGGUCAUUUCAGUUGACUUUCUCAUAAACAGCUUAUGUUUUGUUUUUUGUUUGUUUUUUGUUUUUUACUACAUAGCAAUGUGUGAUGGAAAAAAUCUGCCCUGGAGUCACUGAUGAGUCUUCCUAACAGACAGUACCAGCAGGUGGCACUGGACUCGCAGAAGAGGUGACCAUAGAACACACUAUCAGGUUACCAAUGUUAACGACUUGUUUGGUUAUUUCAGUUGCAUCAAAAUCAGUCAGUAAAGUCUGUUGGAUUCAAGCUGUGAUUGAGGAGGGCAGUUUUCAUACUAACAAAUCCUGGGUACUAAUUAGUGUGCUGCAUGACUGUCAGCCUGCUGGUCUGUGGAGUCACAGAUAAAUGGAUGUGUUCAAUCCUAUUUUAGUGCUGUCUUUCGCUGAAAACAGCAGGGAAGCCAAGACUUCAGACUCAUCUUCUAUGUGUACCACUUUCUUCCCACUGUCUGGCAAAUUAAAGUUUCUGA